Molecule: messenger RNA, 1781 nt
Organism: Cladocopium goreaui
Lineage: Eukaryota; Dinophyceae; Suessiales; Symbiodiniaceae
Source: the annotation of a GenBank genome assembly
AGGUAGAGAAAGCACAGCUCCAGGAAUUGGUUGCUCCGCCGAAAAAGUCUUGGUUCACCUCUUUGAAGGGUGCGGUGCAAGGAGAUCAAGACCCGACCGAUGCACUCGUUGCAAAAUACAACCAGGGUCAGGACUCUGAUGAAGAAGAGAACGACGACUACGGCGCAGAGGUGCGUCCGCCCAAACCCUUUGUGGAUACGCCGCUCUUCAACAUGUGUUUGGGUGUGGUGAUUGCAUUGAAUUCGGUGACCAUUGGUCUGGAAACCGACUCUGUGGCCCAUGCUGUAGCGACCCAAGAGGAACACGAUGAUCACCUAUGGUACAUCGUGGAGCUGAUUUUUUGUAUCAUUUUCCUCUUCGAAUUGUUGCUGCGUUUGUACUUCCAUCGCCUGCGCUAUUUCACCAACCCCGUGACCCGCGCCUGGAACGUUGCGGAUUUCAUCAUUGUCAGUGUGUCUGUGGUGGAUACCAUGAUUCUGAUCCCCUUUGGAGUAGGUGGUACAGCCAGGGUGGUUGCCAUGUUGCGUUUUGUUCGCAUGAUGCGUUUGGCACGACUGCUGCGAUUGCUGAAACUCUUCAAGGAGUUGUGGCUGAUGGUCAGCGGUUUGCUGCAGUCAUUGAAAACCUUGGGCUGGAUCUGUUUGGUGGCACUGCUCUUUUGCUACGCCUGCGCUAUCAUUUGCACCACGGUCAUCGGGCACAACGAUGAGUUGUAUGACCCCUACUUCGCCAAGUCCGGUGGUUGGGAUCAUGAAGUCUACUUCGCCACGGUUUGGAGAUCUACCUUCACCUUGUUUCAGAUCAUGACUUUGGAUCAAUGGAAUGAAAGUGUGGUGAGACACGUGGUGGCCAACCAGCCUGUCAUGUUGAUAUUCUUCCUGAUCUUCGUGUGCAUCAGCAGCUUGGGUUUGAUGAGCAUCAUGAUUGGAGUCGUGGUGGAAAACACCUUGGCCACGGCCAACAAGGAUCAAAACAAGUUGAAGGCCAGGAGGGAACGAGAUCGGAAACAGGUCUUUGGACAGUUGCAGGAGAUUUUUGAAAUGGCCGAUGUGGAUGGCAGUGGCACUUUGAAGUUGGAAGAGGUGGAAAGUGCGAUCCAAAAACCGGAGAUUUACAACAAGCUGAAGAUGAUCGAUUUCCCAGUGGAUGAUCCCGGACAGAUCUUUGCCCUGUUGGACUACGACGAAUCCGGUGAGUUGACCACGGAGGAAUUCAUCACGGGAUGCAUUCGGAUGAAGGGACCCGCCAAGUCCAAGGACCUCUUGGUGGCCCAGGUCGGUGUCGACUCCAUGCGGAAACAGUAUGCCCUCUUCGAACAGGAGAUGGAGAAGUUCCACGCGAAGGUGGCCAUGUUGGACGCCACGAUUCGCGCCGUGAUGUCCCACGGGGAGCACGUCUUCCUGGACACCCGGCAGUACCGCAUGCGACAUCCCGACUUCCGGGCGCAGACCAUCAAGCGCCUGCAGACCGCGGAGUUCGAAAACAUGCCUUGGAAUAAGGAAGGUGAAGCCAAAGAGAUGAGUGCAGCGGCGUUGGACAAUGGCACCGACGUGCAGGCCAUCACAGAUGGACCACGUGAUGCCGCAGCAGAACUGGCGUUGCCAGGGGCGCCAGCACAGCCCGCCCUGGGAGAUGUAGGAGCAAAAGCUUUGGAAGACAAAGGCGAGGAGUAUGCUAUUGCCGUGCCUGGCUCUCUUUCGAACUGAUGGGGCCAUGCAAACAGGCCACAGCCACCCUGUUUUUUUGGGACGACGAGUGUGCACAUCUACAUGUAGUAUGCG